AUGACCUUGGUCAGCCAACCGCAAUGGAUCACACAUCAAUGCGCAACGCAACAUUGCUCAUCGCCAACGUUCAGCUUUUCAUCGCACUUGCAUCCCGAGCUCUUGGAUCUUACUACACCACCAAACACAGUGAUUGCCAGUUUUCCCGUCGAAAAUGUACGAUCAGCCACUGUCCAAACGCAAGAUACCUACGUGGAAAGCAAAAUCGACGGUACAAACCUGCAAUUUCUAACAACGGAAGCUUUCGCACAGUACGAAGAGCGUGAGAUUCAGGAAGUCAUUAUCAUUGAGGUGUAUUACCAGUGCAGCUCCGGAUCAAGGACAGGCAUCUAUAGGCAGUUUUUGAAGCUGGCCAACAAUCAUGCACCUCGCUUCCUGCAGGAAUCAUAUGAAGCGCUAGUACCCUUGCCGCUACCGAAACACUUCGACGUUUCACCGUUCAUUGCAAAUGGCGACGGUAUAAUGGCACGGGAUAUUGAUUUGAAAAACAAUACUGUAACGUUCAGUGUAUCCGAGAACGAUUACAUGCUGAUUGAAAGUCAUAGUGUCAAAGAUGAUCCAAAGCAAUUUAAGGCGAUCCUGCGUCUCAAGGAGCAGGUGCUAAAAAUGCCAAACAAGCUAGCGCUUACUGUUACGGCAACCGAUGCUGGCGUGCCACAAAAAUCAAGUCAAGUUAGUGUUGUAAUCGAACCGGACCUGUCCAUCGUGUAUGAUGAUCCACCGGAGUUUAAAGAAACCUUCAUAAACAAAACCAUCGAAAAGGAUCUUCUCCUACAACUGGAGCUGAUUCCCGGUACGGAAACGAACGAUGUGCUGUACAGUGUUGAUGGAACCGAUGCAGAAUUCUUCACACAAACCGUCUGGGAUAACAAUACUGGGAUCGAUUUAAAAGUAAUCGAUCUACAGGUUAUUCCAAAGACGAAAGCAUUUCUCAAUGUAGUUGUAGUGGCCAGACGCAGCCAGCUUCAAAAGACAUCUUGCGUAAUACUGCUCAACAUACCACCGGAAAGUGUUCCAGAACCUCCGACUAAAACGGUGGAGAAAGUUUUGAGUGUUUUGCAUUUAGAUGAAAUGGUCACACAUCGAGAGAUAUUUCCUCUUGUGAUAGAUGGUUGCACGUACAGCAUCCAAUCCCAAACUCCCGGUGAAUAUUUCUUCAUAUCAGACACCGCAUCACCUUCCCUAUCAUCGAAAGCAUUCGAUCGGGAAGAUAGAGAGUUGUUUGCUGGAUUAGAUUUUCCACAAUUUUGGAUUGUUCUUAAGCUGACAUGUCCAAUUGAACCGACGAUAGAAACGCAAUCGUACAACGAUUCCGCAGUUCGUUUGGGCCCAACGAGAGAUAUUGACUUUUCAACCGAUCUCACACAUCUCAACAUCAUCGUCGAUGAUAUUAAUGACAACAGUCCAGUAUUCACCUUCCCGGCCAAUAAUGCAAGGUACGGAUUUCCAUCGCCUCAGCUUUCGCAAAAGCUUCUUCCCGACAAAUUACUCACCGUCCAAGCAACUGAUCUGGAUGAAGGAAUCAAUGCCGUGAUUCGCUAUUCAUUAGCAACGAACGAUCACUUCGAUAUCGAUCCACAGACGGGAGUCAUAUUUCCAAUUAAAUCGGUAUUUACAAAUGCGGAAAGUGUUACGAUCGAGAUAUUUGCUACCGAUCGUGAUGGAGCUGAGGAUGGAAAUACAUCGACAAUGAAAAUCCGUGUCCAUAGGGUAACAGAGGAUCAGCUGGUAGCAUUGACAGUACAGGGCACGGAUCCGGACUCUUUCGGAAGUACGUUGAAAGAGAUUAGCGUCAAGGAAGGCAUUCAAAUGGCAACGAUUAGGAGCGUAUUUUCUGUUGAUGGAGAUACAAAUAAGCGGAGCGGACGAUCAACAGAUUCACGAUAUACAACAUCCGCAAUAGUAUAUGCCUUUAAGGAGGAACAACUUCUAACUAACGCUGAGCUAAAAAGAAUAUUUGAAUCUACGGGAGCAAACCAUACUUUAGAAAUAUCAACCAUAAGAGAGCUCUACGGUUCAUCAACGACGAUCGUUAAUUCGGACACAACUGUGAUCUAUCCGUACAUCAUAAUAGCAGCAUUUUUCGGCACCCUUGCUGUUGCUAUGGCUGCAUCGGCAUAUUACUAUCGAGCCAAAACACGUCAACAAACACUAGUGGACGAUACACCGCAUUCACGAUCCUCUGACGAUGCAAUUAUCGUGGAAAACGGACAAAAUGUUUCAUCGAGUACACCACCAAUGGAAACACACAAAAUAUCCGAAGUCAUGUUAACAGGAUUAGUCGACAAUCCUCGCUCUCUUACCGAGUUGUUAGCUAACAGUGAAGUUAAGGAGGACGGGGAUGAUAAAGCUGAACCUACGCCACCCACUCAACAGGAACGCAAAAAGAGUAUAAAGUUCAAUGAAAGCGUUGAACGGAUUGAAGUUUUCGAUGUUUAAGCAGUUAUUUAGAGAUUAAUGUU
Molecule: messenger RNA, 2462 nt
Organism: Anopheles maculipalpis
Lineage: Eukaryota; Metazoa; Arthropoda; Insecta; Diptera; Culicidae
Product: cadherin-89D-like
Exons: 5
Coding region: 1-2439 (812 amino acids)
Biological process (GO): homophilic cell-cell adhesion
Cellular component (GO): plasma membrane
Molecular function (GO): calcium ion binding
Source: RefSeq, a predicted model, not a curated record